This is a messenger RNA of Dalotia coriaria, 1943 nucleotides long. RefSeq lists its product as uncharacterized. NCBI's taxonomy places the organism in Eukaryota, Metazoa, Arthropoda, Insecta, Coleoptera, Staphylinidae. The record is from RefSeq and is a predicted model, not a curated record. The transcript is spliced from 7 exons. Bases 129 to 1853 code for a protein of 574 amino acids.
AAGUCUUCUAAGCCACGGUGAAAAGUAAUUGAAGCAGGCGAAUAGAUAAUAAUAGAUAUAGAUAUAUUAAACGCAAAUUUAACUUGGCAUGCAAGUGUUCCGUGAUCCACCAACGCCGCCAAACCAAAAUGUUUCAUCUCAGCAGUCUUGUUGGAAUACUCUGCAUCUUACCAUCGCUUUUAGCAUUAAAUUCAAGAUCAACAAUAAUACACAUAACUGUAAAGGAAGGAGGCUCAUUCGUGCACUAUUUGGACACUGACAAUGGCGAGUUACAAUCAUGCAUGUUACAGACAAAGAAAGGAGAACAAAUCAGUUUAUACCCCGAUCGCCUUCACGAAGCUGUGAAUCCCGUGAAAGAGAAAAUUGUAAAUUUCGGCAAACGCGCAUGCGGAUUCAAACUGAACAAUUUCAACGAAGAAGAUCCAAUAAAAUAUAACUUAACGGCAUCCAUUUUAAAAGCUGGAGAAAUAUCAUCGAUAAAUGAAACUUUAGAAGUAACACUAUCAUUAGAAAGUGUAGAAAUUGCCAACAAAACUGCUUUGUUAAAAUAUGGAGAGCAAUUUAUCGUAACACAGUGCACAAAGCCCACCCGGAGUAGUGGUUUUUGUUCAUUGUAUUCCCCGCAAGGAAAAUUGGUAGCACAAGGUACCAAUUGUUUUUACCAAGUGACGUAUGCAUUCGUGGAGCAUAUUGGAGCAUGGAGAUGUGAAUUAAAUUUAGUCGGGAACUUGGAACCAAUCACUUUCUACAUAAAUACAUCACCAAAAAAAAUGUCAAAACUAGAAUCCUGGUAUAAAAAGGAAAAUGGCUAUGGUAUUAUUGGUUGCCAAUACAUAGAUGGAGAUGAUAAAGAAGAGAAAAUAAUAACUGAUUGUGCAAUGAUAACACCAGAAAAAAAGUUGUUAAACAUUGAACAACAUCCUGCUUCAGGGAGAUAUGAUCCUUUAGGUACAAAUUUCACAAAAAAAAUUUGUCAAGUUGAAUUCAAAUUACCUGCUCUACAAAAUGAAAUUGGAACUUGGAGGUGUGAAUUGGGUGGUAAACGUGGUUUUGUCAACGUGGAACGAGCUAGUGAAUAUCCAAAAACAAUAAAAGUAUUUAGAAAACCUGGAGGUACAACAUCUCUAAGUUGUGAAGUGCCAUACCCUGCUGUUACCAGCUUCGCUGUCAACCCAGAAGGUAAAGUUGUCUACAAAGCAUCCUAUGAAGAGUCUCAAAAUGGGUAUCUUUAUUUCCAAAUUUACAAUAUGAGCGCGAAUGAUUUCGGUGAAUGGACGUGCCACUUUGCCAAAAACGCUUCCUAUGAGGAUGACGUUAUCACCUUAAAUGUGGAGAGAUACAACAUGGUCAAAGCAAAAGUCAAACAAGUAGAAGUAAACGAAGGUGAAUCACUUACUUUACUCUUCACCGCCAACGGCGCAAUUUCCUAUUGCGUGAUAGAAGAUCCCAAAGGUAAUACCUACCACGUGCGGCCCUCAACCAACUCACCGUACAUGGAAUAUUUUGGCGCUGGUUUCGAGCACGGUGAAUGUGGUGUCAGGUUGAAACAUGCAAGCGGGUUACAUAAGGGUCUUUGGAAAUGUAUGACAACCACAACGUCUGACUCUGCUGGAGAUCAGCAGGCUACAGCAAUGACUCAGGUGGAUGUGACCAGUCAGGAUGCUGACGGUCUAACGGCCGCAUCAUCGUCGUCCAUUUUGAUUGGCAUUAUGUUUGCGGUUAUGGUCGCCACUGCUUUCAUUAUUUACGCGCAGUUUGUUAAAGAGAAGAAAGCGAGAAAGGAACGAGUCAGUCCUUGUAAUUCCUUAGGGGAUGAAAACAGUGGCACCUCCUUUGUUCUGCACCACCUGUAGGUGUUAAAAUUGUAAAUCUAUAAGGUACAGGUUAAUAAUUUGUAAAAAUUAUUAUAUAAUGUUUAAUAAAUUGAAAGCAAAUGCAGAAAA